Serpula lacrymans var. lacrymans S7.9 is the source of this 1000-nucleotide messenger RNA. RefSeq lists its product as uncharacterized. NCBI's taxonomy places the organism in Eukaryota, Fungi, Basidiomycota, Agaricomycetes, Boletales, Serpulaceae. The transcript is spliced from 2 exons. The coding region runs from base 42 to 863 and encodes 273 amino acids. The record is from RefSeq and is a predicted model, not a curated record.
ACACUGGCACGUUCGAGAGGCCGGUUAUCGUUACUCUCGCCAUGUCAGAGCAACCCUCGCAUCUGGGGGACGAAGUCACGCCGCUGCGUCGCUCGAAAGACUCUGACCAUACUUCAAGCCCUCAUUCUGAGCAGGAGCUCAAAAAUUAUAUUUCGGAACCCACUAGCGAAAACAACGCACAUGACAACGAUUCAGAUACGACAGGAACCAACUCGUCAGAUGAAUUUAACUGGGAUGAAGACGAUGAAUUGACAGGGAAUGGCAAUCAAGCCAGUCCGAAAGCCAGAAGAGGCAGAGCCCUCUGGCUUGCCUUCAUGAAACUGGCCAGACCUGUCCGGACGCUACUGGUGGGAGUAUUGGGUGCAGGCAUCCUCAUUUCUCCUCUCUUGGUCGUCGAAUUGAAGUAUAAAGACGAAAGUUCCGUUCGCCCCCAGGUUCACGCAUGGUCCCUCUGGUUGUCGAUUACAUGGGCAGCCGGUUGUGCUACAUACCUCGUCGUCGACGCCAUCCCCCGUCUAGCGAUAUCCCUCCUUGUUCUAUACGGCGCACAAGUAGAAAGUUUAAAGACGCAGAUCGAGCUCGCACUCGCAGUCUCUGGAUGGGUCAAACUUGCACUGGAUAUAUCUUGGGCUUGGAUAGCGCUGUCCGCUAUAAGAGCAUUUUACAAACCCCCAGGUUCAUAUUGGGUUAUCAUCAAUCGUGUUAUGCAGGUACUGUCGUAUUAUCCAACCUACCAUGGAGUUACUGCAACCGCACUUGUAGGCUCUUUUUACAGCAGGUAUAAUACUUCUCGCAGAAAAGCUGUUCCUACAUUUCGUCGCCAUCAGCUUCCAUCAGAAAGCAUUGGCAGACCGCUUGGCUGAGAACCGCCUGGGAUUGAAAACCUUGGACCGUCUUUCAAAUGCUCAGCCAACGCCCGCAAAAAAAGGUUCUUACGCUAAGAAAGGUCACAAAAGUGCCCUCAGUUCUUUUGGAACUUCUCUUGACCUUCAUGGAGUGC